AUGAAGCCCGAGGAGAGCGAUAUCAUCGCUAUGAACACGUCCGCCGGUCCCAUCCUCCGCCGAAGCAUCUGGACCGUCCAGGCGCCCUUCCGCUGCUACCAGCGCCGAUGGGCGCAGGUGCAUGAUGUUCGCUUCCUUUCGCAAAACCAGUCGGACAAGGUCCUCGACAAGUACCGGGCAAAACUCGACCAGAAAGCGAAGGACAAGGGUUUGAAGGACGCCGAGGAGUUGAAGGAGGCGUAUGCGGAUAAGAUCCAGGAGUACAGGAAGAAGGCGAUUGUACCUGGAGCCAAUGCGCCGCUGAACGCGCAACCUCCGCCAGAGCCCCAGAGGGUGGACGAAAGUAUACCGUAUCAGACGCCUCCUCCGCCGGAGCCCAAGCAGGUUGCACCGCAGGUACCGAAGAGUAAGGAUGGAAUCAAGACGCUGAGCAGCUUUAUCGAUGUCGAGAAGACUGCGGAGCUACCACAAAAGGAGGUUGAGACGAUCUGGCGGUUACGGCAUGUCAAAGACCCGCAGAGUCUCUGUGCGGUGAUGAAGACGGAUACCUUCCGGAGGAUCACAGAGACGGCGCGGAAGCACCCACAAUUCAUCCUGCCUCUCCCACGGGAAGAGCAAGGGGCAGAGAUCCAUUUCCUGCAAUGGACUUUUCCUUCACCUACGACUGCGACCGUCCUCUUCACCCAUUUGGCGGAGUUCAAGUUACGAGGCGAGUUCGCACAGCCACAUACGACCGUAACACACCACAUGGACCUCGCCGACAACAACGGCCUAGUCCUGAUGGAAGGCCGCGUCAUGGAGAACCGCGGCAUCAGCGUCGACGAAGGCCGGUGGCUGCUGAUUUGCCUGCAGAAGUUCUACGGCUUUGAAGCGCACAGUGAAGGCGCAAAGCAGAAUGCUGGCAGGCGGAAGAAGUUGAUGGAGCAAUUCAGCGGUGGCGAUGAGAGCUUCAAGGUUGAGGAGUUGUUGGAGGAGGCCGAGAAGGUGCCGUGA
Saxophila tyrrhenica is the source of this 993-nucleotide messenger RNA. RefSeq lists its product as uncharacterized. NCBI's taxonomy places the organism in Eukaryota, Fungi, Ascomycota, Dothideomycetes, Mycosphaerellales, Extremaceae. Gene Ontology annotation, biological process: mitochondrial proton-transporting ATP synthase complex assembly. The record is from RefSeq and is a predicted model, not a curated record. Gene Ontology annotation, cellular component: mitochondrion. Bases 1 to 993 code for a protein of 330 amino acids. The transcript has a single exon.